UUCAAGCACCGCGCUCCUGGUUGACGUCCGACAUUUGAUCCACCGACCGGAAUCGCUUCAUUCCUGUUCGGCCGCAACAUGAUAUAUCGCCACGAUAACUAAACAGGAGUCAUAUAUCUACGUCAAACAAUAUGCCUUCAUCUUCCGCGAUUUCAGAGACCAGCGAUACGCCCACCUCGGCGCCCGCGCAACAUGUCCUUGGUAUUCCGCGGCCCCCUUCCGUGGGCGGAAUCUCAUCCCGAGUGACCGACAUGGCUUCGGACGAUGGAGAACAGUCCCAAGCAUAUACGGGAGUUUCAUCGCAUCCAGCUCAAUCGCGAGCGUCUGUAACGCGGCGAGCACCCCCGCCCGCCAGGAGCUCUAUCACAUCGAGCAGUCAAUGGACGAAUAGACCAGGAAGCUCCGGCAGCAGGCAGAGUCGAUCACACAUUCCUUCGCUCGCUGCGCAGGGUUUCUUCCGUCCCAUGUCUUCUCAGCGACUCCAGGCUCAUCGAGGUCGACCUAUGACGAAAGGAACCACAACGGAUACGUCGGAGGAUUGGAAUGACCAGUCGAGUCAGAACAGGCAGAGCUUGAUAUCCAAUAGCACGAUGCCUCAAGGGUCCAUUCCCCCAAUCGAGCAAGAAGCUCCUCCCUCAAGAGGCACUGAAUAUACCGACCCUAUUAUCCCAGACCGCAACACAUCGAAUGCUAGUCCUAUCGGUAACACGACAGGGAGAAGUCAAGGCGAGAGCGCCAAACUUAUUUAUGACAAAGAGAGGGCCUACAAGGCUCAACAACCGCAUCUCAGCAUGGGGGCGAACUAUAAUGGCUCAAAUGAUCCGGACCCUUCUCAGAGGUCCUCGCUUUCUUUCCUCUCCUUGCAAAAUAGGAAUCAGGGGCAAGAUAACCGUGACAUCCGGACGCAUGAGAGGCUUUCAUCAGCUGGUUCCACCCCUGGGUCUAUCGAAAAAACACCGCAAAUAAGUCAUGGAAAAGGCCGUCUGGGCAAAAAUUAUGAAUAUUUUGUCGGAAAUACCAUUUUCUUCGGCGGCGGAAGGCUCCAAAACUCCCGGGACAAGCCCGUCAACAUCGCAACGGCAAUCUUUGUGAUUGUACCUUCGGCUCUGUUCUUCGCAUAUUCGGCUCCUUGGCUUUGGCAUCAUAUCUCGCCCGCCAUUCCGAUCUUGUUUGCUUACCUCUUCUACUUGUGCUUCUCGUCAUUCAUACACGCUUCGGUCGUUGAUCCUGGGAUUGUUCCUCGCAACCUUCACCAGAUGCCACCACCGGAUCCUACAGACGAUCCGUUGGCGAUAGGCCCGCCAACCAACGACUGGGUAAUGGUCAAGCUGGCGACGUCGGACGUCGCAGCUAUGGACGUGCCUGUGAAGUACUGCAAGACCUGCUGUAUCUGGCGCCCUCCCCGAUGCUACCAUUGCCGGGUAUGUGAUAAUUGCGUUGAGACCCUUGAUCAUCACUGCGUCUGGCUCAACAACUGCGUUGGCCGGCGUAACUAUCGAUACUUUUUCACCUUUGUUGCAUCCUCGACGCUCCUUGCUCUGUUCCUACUUGGCGCCAGCCUCGCCCAUAUUUUGGUGUAUCGGUCACGAGAGCACGUCAGUUUUGGCACGGCCAUCGAUAAAUGGAGAGUGCCCUGGGCCAUGGUGAUUUACGGAGCAGUUGCUGCACCAUACCCGGCCUCGUUAUGGGCUUACCAUCUUUUUCUGGUUGGUCGAGGUGAGACGACUCGAGAAUAUCUCAACUCUCACAAGUUUGCGAAAGCCGACCGCCAUCGUCCCUUCACCCAGGGCAACAUCUUCCGCAAUUGGCUGUCCGUUUUCCUGCGGCCACGGCCUCCGACGUAUAUGCAGUUCAAGCAGCCUUAUCAUGAAGGCGACCAGCGUCUGAGCACGAUGAAGCGCAAGUAUCUCCCUCGGAAUGUCGAGCCGCAAACCGACAUCGAGAUGCAGCAGGUGCCUCCGCCUUCCCAGCCGCAGUCGUGAACCAGGAUGGUU
This is a messenger RNA of Aspergillus sclerotioniger CBS 115572, 1994 nucleotides long. RefSeq names its product palmitoyltransferase ERF2 (gene erf2). The transcript is spliced from 3 exons. Gene Ontology annotation, cellular component: Golgi apparatus; endoplasmic reticulum. Lineage: Eukaryota; Fungi; Ascomycota; Eurotiomycetes; Eurotiales; Aspergillaceae. Gene Ontology annotation, molecular function: protein-cysteine S-palmitoyltransferase activity. The record is from RefSeq and is a predicted model, not a curated record. Bases 132 to 1982 code for a protein of 616 amino acids. Gene Ontology annotation, biological process: peptidyl-L-cysteine S-palmitoylation; protein targeting to membrane.